AUGGCCACUCCAAUCCUUCUACUUCUCGGGGCAGGAUCUAACAUCGGCCACCACGUAGCACGCUCCUUCGCCGAAAAAGGCUACAAGAUCGCACUUGUAUCCAGAUCUCUAAAAGAAGAAGAUAGCACCCAAGAUCAAUUCAGCAUCUCAGCCGAUCUUUCAAAUCCAACUUCCAUAACCGAAGUCUUCUCAAAAGUCAGGACACGACUCGGUCAUCCAAGCGUCGUCGUCUACAAUGCCGCCGCCGCAACGCCAAGCGACCCUAAAGACCCCCUCUCCCUCUCCCUGACCGAGUUCAUAAACGACACAAACAUAAACACGACGAGCGCCUUCGCCGCCGCAAAAGAAGCAGUCCUCAGCUUCGCCGAACUCCCAGAGGCAGCAUCAAAAACAUUCAUCUACACAGGUAAUAUCCUCAAUACGACCGUCAUGCCACCUCUCCUCGAUCUGGGUGUUGGCAAGGCAGCCACAGCUCAUAUCAUCCAAUUAGCGGCCGAGGCCUAUGCUGACAGGGGAUACAAGUUCUACUAUGCCGAUGAACGCAAGGCUGAUGGGUCCAGUGCUGGUCGCUUGAUUAGUGGGGAGGCCCACGGUGCGUUGUAUGUUUCGCUGUCUGAGGAUUCGUCGCAGGGUCCUUGGCAGCAGACUUUUGUUGAGGGUGUUGGGUAUAAGCAGUUCUAG
Penicillium antarcticum is the source of this 681-nucleotide messenger RNA. RefSeq lists its product as uncharacterized. NCBI's taxonomy places the organism in Eukaryota, Fungi, Ascomycota, Eurotiomycetes, Eurotiales, Aspergillaceae. Bases 1 to 681 code for a protein of 226 amino acids. The record is from RefSeq and is a predicted model, not a curated record. The transcript has 3 exons.